Ilyonectria robusta is the source of this 1556-nucleotide messenger RNA. RefSeq names its product nucleotide-diphospho-sugar transferase. The record is from RefSeq and is a predicted model, not a curated record. The transcript has 2 exons. Gene Ontology annotation, biological process: mannosyl-inositol phosphorylceramide biosynthetic process. Bases 393 to 1463 code for a protein of 356 amino acids. Gene Ontology annotation, molecular function: mannosyltransferase activity. NCBI's taxonomy places the organism in Eukaryota, Fungi, Ascomycota, Sordariomycetes, Hypocreales, Nectriaceae.
GGGAAUUAGUACUGUCCUCUCUGUCUUCUGCCUCUGUACUCCCUGUCCACUCCCUCCUCCAUACAUCCCCCUCUCUAUACGGAGUACGACCUCUCCAUACGAAGAUACGAACCCACGGCCCAACGGGACUCCCGACACUCCCUCCACCAAUCCCCUUUCCACAGCAUGUCGCUCGUCCGUCUCCUGGUCUAAAGCGGUUUAACGCCAAUAUUCGUCCUCAGCCCAGGCGCAGGCUUGCACUGCCCUGCAGACAGGUUUUUCUCUUGGCACGUCCCGUCGGCCUCGCAGAAGACGCCGCCACACACCUCACUCUCCCUUCCUCCUGAGCGGUUUCCAUCUCGUCCGUCUGCUGCUGCUUGUCCUCCAUCGCAAUCAAUAGCCCGCGCGUCGCGAUGAACUCGUCUGCAAGCGCCAGCGCCGACAAGGCCUACGACGAGGAGCGUCUGGCCUGGGGCGGGUCCGUCACCAAGAAAUACCUCCAGCUGCCGCGUCUCAGGAGGGUCUCCAUCUACCUGCUGCUGGCCGACGUCUUCAUCGUUGCCUUUCUGGUCCACGCCUUCGAGCCGCUCAUCACCCUGUUGGUCCGGAAUGAGGAGCUCUUUGGCUCUCGCCUCGUGCUGCCUCUGAAUGAGACCUUGCACCCAAAGCCUCCCGCAGCCCUAAAUAAGAUCCCGCGCAUUCUGCACCAGACGAGCGCUACCGAGAUUAUCCCAGACAAAUGGAUUCAUCUGCAGAAGAGCUGCAAAGAGACUUAUUCUGAGUUUGAAUACAAGCACUGGACCGACGAGCUGGCUCGUGACUUCAUCGCAGCAGAGUACCCCUGGUUCGUGGAUACCUGGGACAACUACGCCUUCCCCAUCCAGCGCGCAGAUGCCAUCCGCUAUUUCGUUCUCCACGAAUAUGGCGGCAUCUAUCUUGACAUGGAUACACUGUGCAACGAAACCAUCCCGUUCCACCUCCUCGAGUCUGAUGGAGAGGCUCAUCACGCCGUAUUCAAGUCAACAACACCAACUGGUGUUUCUAACGAUCUCAUGAUUUCAUCCCCCCGCCAUCCCGCCUUCAAGACAGCCCUUGACAACCUCCUCUUCUAUAAUGAAAUCACCCGGUUCUGGGCUCCUCUCCUGCCCCACGCCGCCAUCAUGGUUGGCUCCGGACCCUUCUUCUUGACCAUGUCGGUCAAGAACUACUUGCUCCAAAGGCCUGCGCCGCCUGCUUCGUCGGUGCAAGUCGUGAACGCAACCGAGUUGGCGCCAUACAUCACCGACCUCGAAGAUAGCUCAUGGCACCAUGGCGACACGAGCACUCUCAUGUUUGUCGGCGACCGGCCGUGGAUUUGGUUCGGCUUGGGUGCACUAGGCCUCGGCAUCGGCCUGCACAUCAUCAACCAAGGCCUUCUUCUAGCCUGCAAGGGCCUUGGUAAACUACCAUCGGUCACUAGUAUCAAAGUGGCAAAAUUAAUAUAGGGGGGUAGUUCUUGCAAUGUACUAUAAUACUUAAUCUUUCAACGUACUGGUAUCGCGAGAGAUUUUCAAUACAAUUUUUAUUACUGAUGAGAA